This is a messenger RNA of Rhea pennata, 2547 nucleotides long. RefSeq names its product CKLF like MARVEL transmembrane domain containing 3 (gene CMTM3). Lineage: Eukaryota; Metazoa; Chordata; Aves; Rheiformes; Rheidae. Bases 314 to 646 code for a protein of 110 amino acids. Gene Ontology annotation, cellular component: membrane. The transcript is spliced from 5 exons. The record is from RefSeq and is a predicted model, not a curated record.
GUUGUGGCCAGGUCUCAGGCUCUGUGCUGCAUUUCAAACCAGUGCAGGCUUGCUCGGGGCCAUCAGGUGAGAAACCAGGAACUGUCAAUUUCUGCCUUUCUUGUUCAAACACCAACACAGUUCCUAUUAUUUUUUGCAGCUGGAGGGGAGCAGCAGCACUCACAAUUAAUAUAAAACGUAUUGUCUCUAUUUCAUGAGUACAGAAAUACCAGCAUGAAAAGAACUGCUACUUGAAAGAACCAAGAGCAAACAAAAGCUAGUGCUGUCAUUUAUCAUCUUUAUCUGCUAUAUUGCAUCUUCAGCUGCUUCUUUCAUGAUGGCACCACUCUUAGAAUUUCUGCUGGCAGUGUUUCUUUUUUUCGCUUAUGCCUCUAAACUUAAUGAGAAGUUUAAAGGACUCUACUGGCCUUUGACGGAUUUCUUGCGGUGCGUCACUGCUGCUAUUAUUUACUUUGCCAUCUCAAUUGCUGCUGUCUCAAAAUAUACUGAUGGAGCAUCUAAAGCAGCUGGAGUGUUUGGAUUUGUAGCCACAAUAGUGUAUGCCAUUGAUUUCUACAUAACCUUCAAUGACCUGGUUACAUUUCUCAAACAAGGCACUUCUAGUCCCCCUGAGGGCGAUGAAGAUUCUGAUUCCGAUUCUGACUGAAGAACAGGACAGCAAUGAGUUGUAAAGGGAAGAUGAUCAAGCACUUUCCUCUUUGCUGAAUGCACUGCCAAUUGAAAUAUUUCCCUUUCACUCUUGGUAUCCUCUUUUCACUGCUUAUAGAAUCACAACAGCAUAGGACAGUGGUGUGGAAGAGGAGACUAUUCAGUACCACUGAACACUCCCUUCAGAAUAAUUUUAACAGUAGUUCAAUCUGCAACAUAGGUCUGUGUCUGAACAAGUGUCCCCCUUUUUCUUCUUUACUCAGCUCUACAACAUACUGAGUAAACAGAAACAUAGUAUUUUAAACUUAUAGCAGAGCUUUUAAUAUUCUUUCUUAAUUCCAAAUCUUUAACACUUAACAAACUUUUAUACUUCUUGCUGUGCCAAAGCUGAGGUACAGAAUGCCUCUACUUUAUUUGUAUUUUUCUAGAUUAACAAAUAGUAUUUCUUUAAAGUCUGGAUAUUAUCUCAAGCAUUGAAGGCACAGAUUAUAGUUAAUGUGCUGGUUUCAGUGCAUGCAUAUCUGCUGCCUGUCUGUGACAGAAAGAAAUGACAACUGGAAAUCUGCACCAAGAUCAAAUCUCAAAGGAUAAUUGUGCCUCUGGUUAGCUGGUCUAUCAGACAUUUAAUUCCAUUUUUUUUAAGCUGCUUGGAUGGGAUCACGUGCCAUCUUUUCCAAUUGUACCACAGAUACCAGGCAGAACAGAAGAGGCAUUUAUUUACUGGCCCUUUGCUCCCAUUUGUGUGGAAGCCCUUGUACAUGUUUGCACACACUGGUAAGGAAGGCUUAGGCUUGCCAAAUACCUCCCGAUGACACUAUUCUCCAGUCAAAGCCUACAAAUUGUUUGUGUGUGAGAUACUGCUGGUGUGACCUCAUGCUCCGUGUUCUUCACCUUGGUUCUCCUAUGAAAAGUAGUGCUGGACUUGGUCCACUCUAUGCACAGUUGAAAGCUGUGCUGCUGAAGCACACCAGACAAACCAGAGGAUUCUCUGAACUUGGAUACCUGGGCCCUAAGAGGGCAAUACUCCCUUCUCCCUGUGAAAAUGUAAAAUCAACCUCCAAACUAAAGAAUGUCUUUGCAGUGAAAUUCAUUUUCACAGUCCCUCUAGGCCUUUUUUUUUUUUUUAAUACUCCUUUCUCUGAAAGGACAUUAUUCAUCUCUUGGGUCUAGUAUUUUGAGGAAGAAAAAUCUUUUGACUUUACAAGGCUUUUUUUCCUCCAAGAGUAGCACAACCUACCUUGACAUAUUUGUGUCCAUAUAUAAAUACCCACUACUCAUGUAAAAAGCAUAGCAUGUCCCUCAUAUAUGGUAUCUGACAGACCUAUUUCAGAGAAACCCUUAUACGUUAAAGAACAUUUACUAUAGUUCUAGGACAGGUGGCUUUAACAAAAAAUAAUUAAAACAAGAGCAGAUGGUACUAAUAAAGUAAAUGAAAAACAGAGUUAAAACCAUAAAGGCAGAUUUGGAACAAAAUUACUGCCUGCGUUCCAAUUCCCUGCUAGCAGCUGGCUGCUACCUGGCAAAAACAUGGUACCCAACAGCACACAGGUAUUUGGGAAACUGAUCUGGCCAGAUAAGGAGACAUCUAACAGGGAGUCUCUACAACUUGUUUCCAGACCACUAGAGGAAUAAAAGCAAAACAAAUUUUUGCUUCCAAAUGUGAUAAAUUCUUUGCUUUUAUGAAAGAGCUCUAUGGACCUUUUCCUGUAUGGAAUUCCACAUUUCUUUUCUCUUUACUGUCAAGUUUUACUGACACUGACUGUGAUGUCAGAGGACCUGGGCUCAUUUUUAUAUUCAAUUUUUUGUAUUUUUUUAAAAAAAGUAUUGCAUGUCACAGCUAGUAACUAGUACAUGGUUAACAUAUAGAAACCAUGCUGAAUUAAACCUCUUUUAAUAGAA